Molecule: messenger RNA, 1213 nt
Organism: Pelobates cultripes (western spadefoot toad)
Lineage: Eukaryota; Metazoa; Chordata; Amphibia; Anura; Pelobatidae
Source: the annotation of a GenBank genome assembly
GUGAUUCCUCUCCACACCGUCUGUCUGCCUCCUCCAUCCUCCUGUGUAUUAUUCUCUCUCCCCUUCAGACGGGAAGCCCCUUUAUUCCAUUCUCCAGCUCUAGGAACCCUCUCUUUCUCUCACGAAGAUGGCAGAUGUCGUUGACACCACCAGCACUGAGGUCCCCGUUGCCAAGGAUCUUAAGGAAAAGAAAGAAGUUGUAGAAGAGAAAGUAGAGAAAGCAGAGAAGGCUGAGAAUGGAAAAGGAGAUGCUCCAUCUAAUGGAACAGAGGAAAAUGGUGCAGACCACAGUGAAGAAAACACAGAAGACCCUGAAGAGGAGGAUGAAGUAGAGGGUGAAGAUGAUGAAGAAGAAGAGGAGGAGGAGAAAGGUAAAGCAGAAAAGACUGAAAAAGAUGACCAUCCUGUAAAGCGCCCAGUAGAGGAUGAGGAGGAAUCUGAAACAAAAACGGAAACUAAAAAGCAAAAAACAGAAAAUGGAGAAUCCACAGAAGUUAAAGAAUCUGCCUAAAUCCCUUUCCAGACAUUUUAUAGCUUAAGUGACAUGGUUGACUUUAAAUUGUAGAGAAUGUGCUUUAUAUCUGUACAUUUUACAGAACGACUUUUUAUAUAAUGUAAAACCCACAUGCACUAGAGACCUGUAACAUCACAACAAGAUAGCUAAGGUUUUUUUGUAAAAUGUUAUUUAUUGGUGCUUGUUUGUACUGGUUUGACUGCUACAAUAAAAGAUCUUAACUUUUGUUUUAUGGCGGUUUAGCUUUGCUUUUGUACAUCUUUGAAACACAGGGCACUCAUGCUAGUGCAGCCGUGUGUAUUCUAAAGUAAAGCUACCUUCCUGUAAUAUAAUGGUGUUAGGAUAGGAAAGUUCAUAUGCAAUGAAGGCCAAAGAUGUGGGUCUUAUUUAGCCAGGGAAUAACCUUACCUGGGGCAUUCUGUAUAGAUCUUUGGAUUCAAAUUUGUUGCUGUUGAGAAUAUAGUUGUGGUGCAGGCAAAGUUUGAAAAUUGCAAGGUUCAAUGUGUAAAUUUCUCUAUCUCUAAUGUGCUGUCAAAGUGUGUUAUUCUGCUGAAAUUUUGAGGCAUUGAGGGUUAGUCUCCAUACCAUUUUAUGACUAGGUUAUACAAACUAUACCUCAUUAGUUGAUGCUCAAACACUACUUUGUAUAUUCAGGUUAAGUACUAUAAAUAAAUCUUUCUUUUAUAAAAAAAAAAUAAA